Camellia sinensis is the source of this 585-nucleotide messenger RNA. The record is from RefSeq and is a predicted model, not a curated record. Lineage: Eukaryota; Viridiplantae; Streptophyta; Magnoliopsida; Ericales; Theaceae.
AUGAAGGCAAACUAUGGUACUAAGACCUUAGGCAAAUCACAGAGAUAUAACCAUCUUCGAAAAUCAUUUGCCAUAGAAGAAGAUGACUUUGAAGAAGAGUCAUCGGUUGCGAUUUCUCAGCUCUUCCAUGGCUUCCUUACCAUUGGUACUCUUGGUUCAGACACAGUCAUCGCUGACCCAUCAUCAACACCAACAUUCGCCAUCUCUGUUGAGAACAUAACUGAAAAAGAAACAGAAGUAACAGAGCCUGAUUUGAAGCUGAUUAAUGAUGAGUUGCAGAAGGUGCUAGGAGUUGAAGGUAAAGAAGAUGGUUGCAAUGACUCAUCUGGGAGAAACAGUCAUGUUAGCACCAUUACACUGAGUGGCAAGACAUUGGAAGGCACAGAGACCAGUGGGAACAGAACAACAAUGUGUCCACUCCAGGGCUAUCUGCUUGGGUCAGCAAUUGAGUUGCCAGAAACAAAGAAGGAACAUAGAACAUCACUUGGGGAGCUGUUUCAGAGGACAAAAAUGACAGAGGAAAAUUCUGUCGCUAAAUGCGAGAGCGGAGAAAAGAAGGAUACUGAAGAAAAGAAUGGUCCAUGA